AUGAAGUUGUCCAUCCUCAUGAUUUUCUUCUAUUCAAAAGCUUUAUUUGGGCAAAACCUAGGAAAUUUCGAUGAUGAGCUGAUUGAAUUGGACAGAAAAUCAUCCGAAAAAAAUGUGAUAAGAACAGUUGGAGGGAGUGUUCGUCUACUCUGCCCGGGGCCUGCCUAUAGCAGAGAAUGGGUUUACCCAACCGCCACCAACGCUCACCUUGUCGGCUACGACUCGGGCGAGGCCCUGAAAAGAAUGGAUUCGGAAAGGAGCGAAGAAAUAGAGGGUGUCAUUUUGAACAUCUACAAUCUCACGUCCACAGACACUGGUUCGUACGGAUGCCGAGAUCCGACGACCGGCAAAGCGAACACGACAUAUCUCUAUGUUAAAGCUCGAAAUGUUUUUCUGAAAAGAAAAGACGAUGUCCUUUUUGAGACCGGAAGAGAAAAGUCCCGUUACGACAAUUGGAUUCCGUGUCGAACGAUAAAACCUGUCAACCGUGAAAAGCUUUAUCUGUUCGUGGAUGGAGUGAAGUGGGCAGAGAUGUGCUUGUUUGUUAUUUACCCCUUAUCUUCUUACGGUUACUGUAUAAUUCAGGAAUCAGAAGCUCAAUCGAUGGAAUUACAACGACUCAAC
Mesorhabditis belari is the source of this 624-nucleotide messenger RNA. Lineage: Eukaryota; Metazoa; Nematoda; Chromadorea; Rhabditida; Rhabditidae. The record is from the annotation of a GenBank genome assembly.